AUGCAGUCGAACUUCUCUCGACGAUCGCACCCGAAGACCCGAACUGGUUGUAAAACCUGCAAGUCAAGAAAGAUCAAGUGUGACGAACAGAGGCCAGCAUGCAAGAACUGUAUCAAACAUGGAGUCGCCUGUGGCUUCUUAUCAUCUUCGUCACGAGAUCCCACAUUCUCGUUGGCGGAGCACCCGGGAGGGUUAAACUUUCUCGAUCUUGAGCUUUUGCAUCAUUACUGCAACUUCACGGCAUACACUUUGUCAGAAAACUCCCUGAUGCGCGAGUUUUGGCGUUUAAACGUCGUCAAGCUCGGAAUCGAGUGCGACUAUGUUAUGCGGAGUAUUCUCUCCGUUUCAGCUCUACAUCUCGCGCACCUCUGCCCAGAGAGAAAGGAUCACCUGCUGGAAAAGUCCAUGAUGCAUCACGAGAUGUCAUCUAGAGCAGCAGUUGGACUAAUGCAAGAGGUACAAGAGAGCAACAAGGCGCAGUUAUUCAUCUUCUCUGUGUUGACGAUUUAUAUCGUACUAGCCAACUCGCAAUAUCACAGUGAUGCUCCGCUGGCUGGCACUGAACAGUCACCAGAUUGGAUCGUACUAUUCUGCGGGACCAGGUAUCUAGUUGGAGAGCCAAACGACAACCCACUGAUCUCGCCCAUUAUCACGCGUACUCUAGCGCACUUCCAGACGCGCGAGAGGCCGUAUCAUCACACGCACCUCGGAGAUCUUGAGGCAAACAUCAAUGCUUCGGAGCGAGAUGAUGGAUUACUUGCUAUAUACAAUCAUGCCAUCAACGAGCUUUACAAGUCGUACGGAGCGUUUUACGAUUGCACGGAGCCACAGGACAUCACGGAUGUGUUCGUCUGGAUUGCAAUGGUUGCCGAUGACUUUCUGCCGUUAUUGAGGGAUUCCAGACAAAAGGCGUUGGUGAUCUUCUUGUACUUUUGCAUGCUGCUGAAGCAGCUGCCUAGUCAGUGGUGGCUAGAUGCUUGGUCGAAUAACCUGUACGGAAAGACGUAUGGAUCGUUGGACGACGAGCAUAGGCCGUGGGUUAGGGACCCGACGAUGGAAUUCAGCGACAUCUGUUCGUGA
Messenger RNA from Colletotrichum aenigma, 1080 nucleotides. Its product is annotated as Sterol uptake control protein 2. Bases 1 to 1080 code for a protein of 359 amino acids. The record is from RefSeq and is a predicted model, not a curated record. Gene Ontology annotation, molecular function: DNA-binding transcription factor activity, RNA polymerase II-specific; zinc ion binding. NCBI's taxonomy places the organism in Eukaryota, Fungi, Ascomycota, Sordariomycetes, Glomerellales, Glomerellaceae. The transcript is spliced from 3 exons. Gene Ontology annotation, biological process: regulation of transcription by RNA polymerase II.